UGGUAGUUGUAGUUUUUCAACCUGUAGGCUGUAAUUGCAUAAUAGGAGUUGUAGUUUUCCAAGCCUCAAGGCUUCCAGGGCAUGCUGGUAGUUGUAGUUUUGGCACAGCUGGAGAUCACUGGGGGUUUAGUAUAAUAGCCCAUCCUGCUCUCAGGGCAGGAAUCCAUUCCCCUCCAUUACAGCCUGGCACACAGCCAUACCAGGCGCCAGCAGUCAGCUCACAGCCGUGCCAGGACCUGAUGUUCACUUAGCGGCUCUCACAUUACUCAGGGACUACAAGUCCCAGCCGGCUGAUCACGUGGUGUGCGGCAGUAGUAGAGUGUUGUGGGGCAGGAGAUCGGUGCGGGCGGGCGCGGCACACACACUGAUCACACACAUCCACCGAGCGGAGAGCUGCGGCCGGGACAGGCCCCCGGGGGCCACAGGCUCCUGCCGCCCGACAUGGACGAUCCCGAGGAGGAGAGAGAGAAGCGAUAUGCCGAGCUGUUCAGCCAGCUGGACACCAACAAGGACGGGCAUGUGGACAUCAACGAGCUGAGGGACGGGCUGGCGGCCAUGGGCAUGAGAGGCUGCAGGAACGCCGAGCAGGAGAUCCUACGGGUCGGGGACACUGAUCAGGACGGGCAGCUGGAUUUUGACGAGUUCACCCGAUACCUGGUGGAGAGAGAGAAGAGACUCCUCAUCAUGUUCAACAGCUUGGACCGCAACAACGAUGGUCACAUUGAUGCGUCUGAGAUCCAGCAAUGUUUUCACGGUCUUGGGGUUCACAUCACGCUGAACCAGGCCAACAAGAUCCUGCACAGCAUGGAUCGUGACGGCACCCUAACCAUAGACUGGUUGGAAUGGAGGGAUCAUUUCCUGCUGAACCCAUUGCACAAUAUGGAAGACGUGGUGACGUAUUGGAAGCAUUCCUCUAUGCUCGACAUAGGGGAGUCUCUUGCUGUUCCUGAUGAGUUUUCCCAAAAGGAGAUCCGAUCGGGCAUGUGGUGGAAGCAACUUCUGGCUGGUGGGGUGGCAGGGGCCGUCUCUAGAACAGGAACGGCCCCUCUGGACCGGCUAAAAGUGCUAAUGCAGGUUCAUGGGACAAAAGCUAGUGGUCUCUCAAUAUUGAGAGGUCUGCAGGGAAUGAUCGAGGAGGGAGGGGUGCGGUCACUGUGGCGUGGCAACGGAAUAAACGUCCUGAAGAUCGCUCCUGAAUCUGCUAUCAAGUUCAUGGCGUAUGAGCAGAUCAAGAAGCUGAUCCGUGGCCAGAACGAGACCCUGAGGGUCAGAGAGAGGUUCAUUGCGGGGUCCCUGGCCGGUGCCAUAGCCCAGACUGUCAUCUAUCCUAUGGAGGUCCUCAAGACAAGGCUGGCUCUACGGCGGACCGGUCAGUACUCAGGAAUGACGGAUUGUGCUAGACAUAUCCUCCGCACCGAAGGCUUCAGGGCAUUCUUUAAGGGCUACCUCCCAAACCUGCUGGGCAUUGUGCCAUAUGCGGGUAUAGACUUGGCAGUAUAUGAGACCCUGAAGAACACGUGGUUACAGCGGUACCAGACGGGCUCCAGCCCCAACCCAGGAGUGCUUGUGUUAUUGGCGUGCGGCACAAUCUCUAGCACAUGCGGGCAGAUCGCCAGCUAUCCUCUAGCCUUGGUUAGGACACGCAUGCAGGCGCAAGCUACUAUCCAGGGGUCUCCGCAGCUCUCCAUGGUGGCUCUGUUCCGUUCCAUCGUGGCUCAUGAAGGGGUCCUCGGCCUCUAUCGGGGAAUCGCCCCCAACUUCAUGAAAGUGAUACCAGCCGUCAGCAUCAGCUACGUCGUCUACGAGAAUAUGAAGCGUGUGCUGGGUGUGACCAGCCGGUGAGACCGCGCAGACCAUUGAGAGACUCCGACAUUGUCGCAUCAGCCCCGGAAGCUAUAAAUGACAUGCUCUUGGGUUUGAUAUUAGCAAAAAAAAAAAAAAAGUAAGGGUACCCCCUCUUUUUUAAGGGCGUCUUUUGUAAUACUGCCAAAAAUAAUAGGGGUGUGUUGAUUCUGCUGCUGAGAAGACUUCUGGGGGUGCUUAGCACUGCCACAUGAUGCCCUGGAUCACAGUCUCACCCCGAGAAGAACAAUGGAGGUCGUUUUAUACUGAAUGUACAUUUUGCAUGGAAUAGAAUGUAUGUCCCUGGAGAGGAUUGGGCUCCCUCCCCUGAAUGUACUGUGCCCCCCCAUACACUGAAUGUAACUAAUCACUCCACAGCCGGGGGGCGCUGCAGUCCCAGUCUGGACUCUGGCUGUUAGAACUAUGACUCCCAGUAUGCAUGGUGGGAAUUGUAGUUCUAUAGCAGCUUAGGACCAAUGGUCUAGGACGGUGUUCCCAAGUCUGUUCCUAAACUACAGCACCCAGCAUGUCCUGGUGGGAGUUGUAGUUUUGCAACAUCUGGAGGUUACGCAGGUUGGAGACCACUGGCCUACAGCUUAAAAAAAAAAAAAAAGCUACAACUCCCAGCUGUCAUGGUGGGGUUUGUAGUUCUAUAGCAGCUUAGGACUAGAGAUGAGCGAAAUAACAGUAAAUUCGAUUCGUCAUGAACUUCUCGGCUCGGCAGUUGAUGACUUUU
This is a messenger RNA of Hyla sarda, 2578 nucleotides long. RefSeq names its product mitochondrial adenyl nucleotide antiporter SLC25A23-like. The transcript has 11 exons. Bases 442 to 1842 code for a protein of 466 amino acids. Lineage: Eukaryota; Metazoa; Chordata; Amphibia; Anura; Hylidae. Gene Ontology annotation, molecular function: ATP transmembrane transporter activity; calcium ion binding. Gene Ontology annotation, cellular component: mitochondrial inner membrane. The record is from RefSeq and is a predicted model, not a curated record. Gene Ontology annotation, biological process: transmembrane transport.